This is a messenger RNA of Colletotrichum phormii, 1155 nucleotides long. RefSeq names its product gibberellin 2-oxidase. Gene Ontology annotation, molecular function: 2-oxoglutarate-dependent dioxygenase activity. The coding region runs from base 1 to 1155 and encodes 384 amino acids. The transcript has 5 exons. Lineage: Eukaryota; Fungi; Ascomycota; Sordariomycetes; Glomerellales; Glomerellaceae. The record is from RefSeq and is a predicted model, not a curated record.
AUGUCUCUUCCUCCAUUCGCACCCGCUCCACCAACCAAGGAGAAGUUGGACUACGUCAAACUCGUGAACCUCGACAUGCCCAAGUUCGACGACCCCACUGGCCGAGAAGAAUUGGCAAAAGAUCUCUAUGAAGCUGCGACUGGUUACGGCUUUCUCACACUGAGCAAUCAUGGCAUUUCCGAUGAAGUUUACGUUCGUCAAAUGCAGAUCGCAAACGCGAUGAUGACCCUCCCGGCAGAGGGAAAGGCACCGUAUGAAGUGACCCCCGAAGAAGAUGCACGAGGACUCUAUGUUGGAUACAAGCCCGCUGGGCCUCUCGGACACAAGGGUAGCUUCCCCAAACAGCUGGAUCAUUACAAUAUUCUGGUUCAUGAUCCUCUUGAUCGCCCUCAUCCCGAGUUUAUGCGACCGCAUCUGGAGGAGACACAAGAGGUGAUGCAGUUCAUCCGCACCAACAUCCUCAAGAAACUCCUGACUUUGGUUGCUAUGAUCUUGGAGGUCCCUGGUGAGGUCAUUCAAUCCACGCAUGCGCCUGGGGGAUCCAAGACCGAGUAUAUCAGAUACAUGAUGUGCGAGCCGCGAUCCAGGGCAGAAAGCGAAAAGUACCGCGAUAUCUUCCUCUCAGGGCACACUGAUCUAGGCACGUGGACGUUUCUCUUCUCGCAACCCAUUGCGGCACUCCAGGUCCUCGAUCAUCACGAUGCAACAUAUCGCUGGUUUGAGCACCAGCCUCAUGGUUUGGUCGUCAACUUCGGCGAUGCCCUCGGACGCUUGACUGGGGGUCUUUUCAAGGCUACCAUUCAUCGUGUUGUCCAACCUCCCGAGGAUCAACGCCACCUUCGUCGCAUCGGAGUCAUUUACUUCUCGCGUCCGGCUGAUGAGCGAGAGCUCGUUCCUAUCGAAGGCUCCCCUCUUCUUCAACGACUCGGCCGCGAUAAGCCAAUUGACGAGCAAGUAUUCUGUAUGGCGGACUUCCUGGACGCUCGAAAACAUGGGUUUAAGCGUUACGAGUAUGAACUUGAUCGUCCGCGAGAUACUCAGAAACAUGCCGACUUCUUUGCUGGUGAGUAUUCCGAUCCGGAAGGCCAUCAGAGCCUCGGCAAAUUUGACAACGUUCCACGAGAGGUUUAUGUGCCCUCUCUGAAGGCGAGCUAA